This is a messenger RNA of Metopolophium dirhodum (rose-grain aphid), 3292 nucleotides long. RefSeq lists its product as uncharacterized. Lineage: Eukaryota; Metazoa; Arthropoda; Insecta; Hemiptera; Aphididae. The record is from RefSeq and is a predicted model, not a curated record. The transcript has 7 exons. Bases 586 to 1563 code for a protein of 325 amino acids.
GUACACAGACACACCACAGGGGAACCCGGUGACCUACUGCUAUAUACCUGCAGCCGUUUCCGCGUCCCCUUUAUCGCGUACACACACGCGCACAAAUAAUAUAUAAGCGAGUGUUAUAAAUGUGUGUGUGCGUGUGUGUGUGAAUUUUUUUUCUUCUUUUUCGUAUUCUCUUUCUGUUCCUUUCUUUCCAUUUCUCCGCCCGUUCGAUCGAAUUCGCCUUGCCCGCGCACACGCUCGCGCGCGCGCUCUCCGACUCGUUCAGUCAGUGUCCAUUCCGCAACCGGUACAGCCGACACACCGCGAUAUUCGCAGAAUUGUUGAAAAGCCGAAGACGCUCUGCAACAGUUUUAAACAGUGCCGCUCGCGUAGACUCCCGUACAAUAUUAUUGUCACAUUGAUAUUUUGCCGCGCGUUCCGACCGGCCGACUCGACCGUCGAUAAUACAGGCACAUUGUCAUUGUUCGAUUUUUCCAUCUGCAGACCACACCAGCGGCUAUAUAUUGAGUACGGGCAACAACGAUGAGAGCUGCAAAAAAGUCUAAAUCGUAUUGUAACAGAUAACUACCAUCAAUAAAUACAACAGGAAUGAUAUACUUUGGGAGAUCGUCUCUGUGGACCGCGCUGUUACUGUGGUUGUGGUUCGAGAACAAUGUCACCGGCGCCGACGACAACUACAACAAUAACGGCGUGCACGAGGAGAAGGACACGCCACACUCGCGGCAGAAACGUCUGCUGUGGAUCACCACGGACGGCCGCCUGGCCCUGCCGCCCGGCACCAGGCUGACGAUAACGCCAUCGCUGUCCCUGCCGUUCGUCAGGUACCCACCAGACGGGUUCCUGUCCAACAUGAGCAUCAGCUUGCCAUUCACGAUCGACUUCGAUGGCUUGGGGCUGACCGAUAAUCAGAAUCCGUUCGGCGCCUUUCCGCCGAUAUUGGCCAGGAGCAUGGGAAGACAGAUGGGUUCGGUACUCGCCGACUAUGUGUCUCAACUUAUGGAUGGCCGGAGAUCGACUAGAUCUGUUCCAACAUUACCCAAACCAAUACACUCGUACUUCCAAGGAGGUGAAAGAGCUCUGCUGUUCACCGUCGUCGAGGACUUGUUGACGAACUUCGGAAUGGACGGCAAGGCGUGUCUGCUCCGAGCCAUAUGCGAAGUUCACGGGCACAAGUCGAUACACAAAUUUGGUUUCAUCGGCGAAUUUAUUCAACUGUUCCUCACGGCUAGUAGAUCGACGUACGCUGAUUUAAUGAAGGACUACGUGACUGCCGAAACCGUUGGCAAACACAGCAAAGAAUGUUACCCUUACUUUAAGGAAUGUCCGAAGUCGUUGUUCACCAACAAUCAUAACUAUUCGAAAAACGAUCUGUCGCCCGACGACGAGGACGAAGACGGCGAAUCGGUGUCGGCCGACGACGACGAAGACGGAGGAGGUGGCGGCGGCGGCGGCGACAGCUACAGGGACGGCAACGAGGUCGACGACGACCGGAGGAAGUCGUCGUCGCCGUCGUCGUCGAGCGGCGGAUCAAAAGUGACGGUGAAUCCGGCACCGUUGGCCAUGUGACCCGGUUGAGCGCAAUCAACCGGGCGAAUUUAUCGCUCUCCGCCGCGCGCAAUGAUCGUUGAAUAAUCGUCACCCGAACGGAUUUCGUCUGUGCAUAUUAUAUUAUUAUUAUUAUUAUUAUUAUUAUUAUUAUUUUAAGUGUGCGCGCGUGUCUGUGCGUGUGGCGUGUACGACGUGUCCGGAAAAGCUUUCCCGGCCGUCGGAUUGAAUCUUUUCACUCGAUUUUUUUUUCCGUCUUUUUUCCCGCCAACGCCUACCCUGACCCCCCCCCCCCCCCCGCAACAACAACCCCCGUCCUACCAACCAUUCCCCCCCCCCCAUAUCCACCACAUCACCUUCGCACCGCCAUUCCGCAACAGCGCUGUGUGUCGCGAGCUGCGGUCCACCGGGACUCGUGUUCUGUUCGUGUCUCUUCUAUACCCGAUCGUGAGGGUCGCACGCAAUCGAAUACCAAUAUACGCAGAAUACGAUAUAUAUAUUAUAUUAUUAUAUUAUCGGACUCGUCGUGAUGCGAUUUAUCGAGACAAUUUACGCGGAGUUAUCUGCGACGAGACCCUCUCGUCGACCACUCGCACGUUUUAUUCGACUGGCGCUCGAGUGCCGGUCAAAAAUCGACCCCUCCCCCCCCCCCCCCCUGACCGAAGAAGGACUAUAUUAUAGCUAUAAUAUACUAUAAUAUAAUGUCACAAAACAAUCACGAUAAAAAACGACGUCCGGAAAUUCAGAUCCCCGAGUCCGACGACCGCCUCUAAUUAUUGUUAUUAUUAUGUACGCCACGUCGUUUAAAUAAUUACAUCCCAACACGCACAAUAUUAUUAUACGCGAUACACUGAAUAGGGACAUUCGAAAUUCACGCUGGAGGCGUCUUUGCCAACGAUAUUACGCCGCUGCCUAGAGCGUAUCAUUAUAUUUUAUUUAUAAUAUUAUUAUUUUAUUAUACGCAUUAAAAUGUCAUAAUUAUUAUUAUUAUUAUUAUUAUUAUUAAUAUUUAUUAUUUACACACAGUUAUCGUAUUCGCACCGAAACGUAACAAAAAGAGGACUGUGUCAAACGUAUUUUUUCUCUUUUUGUUUCGUUUCGGAUCAUAAUAUAUUAUACAUUUAUACAUAUUACUAUAUAUAUAUAUAUAUAUUUAAAUACGCAAACGCAAACAAAUGUAUAGUUGUAGUCUUAGUAAAAUCUAAUAGCAGUAAUAUCAGUAGUUUCAAUAGCGUAGUUAUAUAAUUUAUUGUAUAGUCGUACCUACCUAGUAAUUUAUAGUGUUUUUAGUAGGCACGUAUAACAUGGGUAUACGUGUAGGUAGGUCUCGUACAUGUCAUAGUAUUAUAUAUUAUAUUGUAUUCUCAAAAUAUGUAGCUUAUAGGUUGUGCCAUCGUUCAUUUAGUUUAAUUUCAUAAUCAACCUAUUAUGAUUAUUAUUAAUAUAUAUUUAUUUAUUUAUUUAUUUAUUUAUUUAUUUAUAUAAUAUUAUAUAGAUUUUUCAAACGUGUUGUAUUUUAUCAUUAUACUACCUAUCUAUACAUAAUAUAUUAAUUAAUAUUAAAUAUUAUUAACCCAACCGUUGUAGAUAAGUAGACUAUUUAUGAUGUACCUACGUGAAUUAUAUAUUAUUAUUAUAAAAUUGUACUGUUAUUUAAAAUAUUAUACCCGUGUUAAUAUCGUAUAAUGAUGAUUAUAAUUUAUAAUAUAUAUUGUCUGACGUAAAUAUAUACACACCUAUAUAAUAUACA